Molecule: messenger RNA, 2118 nt
Organism: Pipistrellus kuhlii (Kuhl's pipistrelle)
Lineage: Eukaryota; Metazoa; Chordata; Mammalia; Chiroptera; Vespertilionidae
Gene: DCTN5
Product: dynactin subunit 5
Exons: 6
Coding region: 106-654 (182 amino acids)
Source: RefSeq, a predicted model, not a curated record
CUGGGAGCGGAAGUGCAGCGCUCGCCGGAAGUUCCGGCACCCCGGCGGACCGAGCGGCUGACAGGCUUUGACUGCAGCCCGAGCUGCUGAGAGGACUAGGUGGCCAUGGAGUUGGGCGAGCUGCUCUACAACAAGUCUGAGUACAUCGAGACGGCAUCUGGGAACAAAGUUAGUCGCCAGUCAGUGUUGUGCGGAAGUCAGAACAUUGUUCUCAAUGGCAAGACCAUUGUGAUGAAUGACUGUAUUAUCCGAGGAGAUCUGGCAAAUGUAAGAGUUGGACGUCAUUGUGUUGUGAAAAGUCGGAGUGUCAUAAGGCCACCAUUCAAGAAAUUCAGCAAAGGGGUUGCAUUCUUCCCUUUACAUAUUGGGGACCAUGUUUUUAUUGAGGAAGAUUGUGUGGUCAACGCAGCUCAGAUUGGCUCUUACGUUCAUGUUGGCAAGAAUUGUGUGAUUGGGCGCCGGUGUGUGUUGAAAGACUGCUGCAAAAUUCUUGACAACACAGUACUACCUCCAGAAACAGUGGUCCCACCAUUCACCGUCUUCUCAGGCUGCCCAGGACUCUUCUCCGGGGAGCUUCCCGAAUGUACCCAGGAGCUGAUGAUCGAUGUCACCAAGAGCUACUACCAGAAGUUUUUGCCCUUGACUCAGGUCUAAUGUCUCUGUCUCACGUGUAGAAUUCACUUGAGCUCUAAGAUGAACUUGGGGACAUAGUGAGCCAGUCAGCAUCUACCAUGAGCUCUUAGUCUUUCACACUUUCUACCCCUUCUUAUUUGUUGUUGGGUUUUUUGUUUAAUUCUUCUGAAUUUCUCAAUCAUCCUCGGCUCUGAGCUCUUAAGACUUUAAUAAUAGACCAUCUGGAGGCGUUGUCUCCAAAAGUUCUGCUUAAACCAAACCUAUUAACACUCACUUCAUACCGUUAUCUGUGGGACACAGAGUCGUCUGUUCGUAGCACUCCCACUCUUGGUCAUGUGGAUGGCUGGCUGCUGCUGAGACCUGCUGCAGAGCAGGGCACUCUGUCCAGCAUGGCAGUCAUGAAGCCAGUGUGCUGCUUGUGGCCAUGAGUUCCCCACCAUGAGACCCACUCACAUGGUUCGCUCUCAGCUUUCCUGUUGCUAGCACAUUUGGCCAGUUGCUGCAAUUGCUCAUAAUUGUGGAGAAAAAGUGUUUGUGGGUUUUCAGGGCCCGGAUUCCUGUUGGCUACUGAAACAUGAAAGGAAGGGUAGUUAAUAUUUCUUUCCCAAAUAACCUGAACUGUCAUUUAAAAUUUUCUUAAAUUGAUUUCAAAUAGGAAGGGAGAAGAAGAGAGAGAUAGGAACAUCAAUCUUUAAUCGGCUGCCUCCUGCACGCCCCCCACGGGGAUGGAGCCCACAACCAGGCAUGUGCCCUUGACUGGAAUCGAACCCGGGACCCUUCAGUCCACAGGCCGAUGCUCUAUCCACUGAGCCACACCAGCUGGGGCCUGAACUGUCAUUUUAACCAAGGGUGACUAAGAAAAGACUUUCAAGCAUUCUAUGGCAGGGCCAUUGGCUUUCACUAGAAGGAGGACCCUCAGUACCUAGAUUUGGUUUUGCGAAGUCCCAGGUUUGAGUCUCCCAUGUGGAUGGACUGGUCAGGCAGCCACUCCUUGCCUCAGGUUAUUUGGGGACAGCAGUAUGUCUUAUUUCACUGAAGACCUGACAUUUGUGACAAUUGUUCCCUGGCCUAGAACUAUUUGACCCAUCCUGUAUUUGCUGUAAACCUUACAAUUCAGACCAAAAUACCUGUAUACACAGGAGCCUCUUAAGUCACUCUGUGGCAGACUCCCGAGCAGUCAGGGAAGUCGCCAGUGCCAUUCAUAUUGUCUUCUGGGUAAUAGUGCAACACUCCCUGGUUCUGCUCUGACCUCUUGGUUUAGAAGGAGGAUUAGAAGUGAAGGCUGGGAUGUUGGCCUUGCUUAAUGCUCUGCUUCCGUGAGGAGGCUGGGACGAUUCAGCCUUGGAGUUAAGAUCUAGCAGGAGCUGUAGAGAUUCAGUAUCCAGCUGUGGGGUUGGCAGCUGUAUGUAAUUAUCUUUACUCAUUCAAUGUAAAACUGCUUUCUGCUUUGUCUUUUUUUAUGUUUGUACAUUAAAAGAUUGACAA